AGCAGCGUUGAAAACUUACCAAUAUCAGGAUCCAUUUAUAAAUCAAAUUGUUAGAACACUUCAAGAUCUGUACCAAAUUGGAAUUGGAGUCAAGAAACCAAAGUUGGAGUCAAGAAACCCGAAUCGUAGUCAAGAUGGCUGAUAAGAGGCAGCUCAUCUUCUCAAUCUUAGAAUUCCUUGAGGAUGAGAUCAAAAGUGGAACCCUCGACGAGGAGGCUGUAGAAAGUAUUGAAGUUUCAACACAGUGUUUAGAGACGGCAUAUGGGAUUAACACAAGAGAUCAUGGUGUGCUGAGACCCGAUCGUUCGCUGCGGGAAAUGUUCAAGACUGUCUAUGGAACACCGGAUGCAUCGUUAGGUACAAGUAAUGAUUUGUACAUGGAGCCUGAUAUAAGAAGUCCUUCAGCGCCAGAUGUGUGUUCAUCAGUGACAGCCAAAGACUGCCCACCAUCUGGAGACGAGAAGAAGAAAGCUGAGGAGUCUAAGAACCAAGGCAACGAGUUAAUGAAACAGGAGAGAUACAAUGAAGCAGCUGUGUGCUAUACAAACGCCAUCAGUGUAGAUUCUACUAACGCUGUUUACUACAGUAAUAGAGCUGCAGCAUUCAGCAAGCUAGACAAUCACAAGAGGGCGCUAGAGGACUGCAAUAGAGCCAUCAAUAUUGAUCCCCAGUACAGUAAAGCAUACGGUCGCAUGGGGCUAGCAUAUACGCAUUUGAACGACCUUACAAAGGCAAAGGAUGCUUACGCCAAAGCUGUGGAGCUUGAACCAAGUAACGAUAGCUACCAGGCCAACCUUCGUAUUGCAGAGAAGAAACUGAAAGAUGCAAAUAUAGGGGGUGGUGGUGGUGGGGGCGGGGCCAUGCCUGGCUUUGGACCUGCUCUUGGUGGGAUGGACAUCGGUUCCCUCCUAAACAAUCCAGCGCUGAUGAAUGCAGCGUCUUCGAUUUUACAAAAUCCACAAAUGCAGAGUAUGAUGAGUUCCAUGAUGGGUCAAGCCAUGGAAGGAGACGGUGGUCAGAAUCCAGAACAAGCAGCGAGUAUGGCUAAUCUUUUACAAGUAGGGCAGCAAAUGGCCAGCCAAAUACAGCAACAGAAUCCAGACAUAGUGCAACAGAUACAAGGGAUGCGCAAUAGACAAAACCAACCACCAGGUGGUGCCGAUGACGCCAACCCUAACGCCCCAAAUAACAACGGUAACCAGCAGUCACAAGGAGGACCAGAUCCACCUACAAGUUAAACACACACAAAAAAAAAGCUCUGUGUUCUUUUGUACCACUUUUUUUUUGUCACUGUCAAAACCAGGGCCAAAUU
Molecule: messenger RNA, 1312 nt
Organism: Asterias rubens (European starfish)
Lineage: Eukaryota; Metazoa; Echinodermata; Asteroidea; Forcipulatida; Asteriidae
Product: small glutamine-rich tetratricopeptide repeat-containing protein alpha-like
Exons: 10
Coding region: 135-1238 (367 amino acids)
Biological process (GO): post-translational protein targeting to endoplasmic reticulum membrane
Cellular component (GO): membrane; TRC complex
Molecular function (GO): molecular adaptor activity; protein binding
Source: RefSeq, a predicted model, not a curated record